AUGCCUUUCGGCAUUAAAUCUGCGCAGGAAGUUUUCCAGAAGAGAAUUUCGCAGCAUCUUGAUGACCUCGAAGGUGUAGCCACUGAGAUUGAUGACAUACUCAUUUGGGGAUCUGAUGAACAAGAGCACGACGCACGAUUAGAAGCCACCUUACAACGAUGUGAAGAAAUAAACCUCACGUUAAAUAUAGACAAGUGCAAGUUCAAUGUGAAUGAAGUAUCGUAUUGUGGUCACAACUUCACGAAAGACGGUGUGAAACCUGACGAGUCGAAGAUUAAAGCAAUUCAAGAUAUGCCAACACCCUCGUCGAAGAAGGAGAUUGAAAGAUUACUUGGAACUGUAAAUUACUUAGCAAAAUUUGUACCUAACCUAGCAACGAUAACAGCGCCAAUCAGAGAACUGCUGAAGAAAGAUAUCGAGUUCUAUUGGUCGCACGAGCAGACAAAAGCUUUUGAUGAGAUUAAAGAAAUUCUUACCCAGCAACCAGUUCUAAAGUUUUUUGAUCCAACUAAACCGGUUAUAGUGCGUUGUGAUGCCUCGCAGAAUGGACUUGGUGCAGUUCUGAUCCAGGAAGAACAACCAAUUGCCUAUGCGUCUCGUUCUAUGACUGAAGCAGAAACCGGGUAUGCACAGAUUGAGAAAGAACUACUCUCUGUUUUAUUUGCUCUUGAAAGAUUCAAUUCGUACACCUAUGGCGUGAAAGUUCUUGUAGAAAAUGACCAUAAGCCACUUGAGAUCAUUUUAAAGAAAUCCUUACAUGAUGCUCCUCUCAGAUUGCAAAGGAUGUUGUUAAGAUUACAGAAAUAUGAUUUUACCUGCAAGCAUAAGCCGGGCAAGGAUCUUGUGGUAGCGGACACUCUAUUACGGGCACCACUUCCCACUACAGAUUCAGAGUUAGAGAAAGAAAUAUCUUGCUAUGUUCACAUGGUAAUGUUCAAUCUUCCUGCGACCGAUGACAUGAUGGCGAGACUCAGGAUGGCCACAGAAGAAGAUGAAUUACUACGGCAGCUUAAGAAGACCGUUUUGAGCGGGUGGCCAGAUACAAAACGAGAAACACCAGUCAAAAUUAAGGAGUAUUGGCAUUGUAGAGAGGAAAUCUCAGAGAUUGAUGAUAUUCUUUUGAAGAAUGAAAAGAUUAUCAUCCCAAGUUCCUUUCGACCAGAAAUGUUGGAAAAGAUUCAUGCUGGACACAUGGGAACCGAAAAAUGCAAGAAACGUGCACGGGAUGUUCUGUAUUGGCCAGGGAUGAAUUCACAGAUAGAAGAAAUGGUCUUGAAAUGUCCUAACUGUCUAGAAUAUCGACCAUCAAACCAGAAAGAGCCCAUGAUAGUUCAACCAACUCCCACGAUUCCAUGGGAUACUGUCGCCACUGAUUUGUUCUACUGGAACAAUUCAAACUAUCUAUUAGUUGUGGACUAUUUUUCACGUUAUUUUGAGAUUGCGAAGUUGCCAGAUAUUAAGAGCAGCACUUUGGUUACUUACAUGAAAUCUAUAUUCGCCAGACACGGGAUUCCUAGAGAAGUAAAGAGUGAUAAUGGUCCGCAGUACACAUCACAAGAAUUUGGAAAGUUUUCGCAAGAGUGA
Molecule: messenger RNA, 1584 nt
Organism: Paramuricea clavata
Lineage: Eukaryota; Metazoa; Cnidaria; Anthozoa; Malacalcyonacea; Plexauridae
Source: the annotation of a GenBank genome assembly